AUGGCAGGAAGCUCCUCUAACAUCAAGGAGGAGAUAGAAAUGUCCAUGGUCGAAGAGCUGGUUCCUGGAAGCCAUGGGCAAGAUCAUGAGCGUCUGAGGUUAGCAGAAAUGUUGGAGCGUGGAUCCUGGUCCCUGGGUGCUUCUCAGCGGCGACAGAAGUUGGAUUCAAAGGCUGCUGGCUCUGCUGCAGGCCAACCGGUUUGGAAUACGAGUGCCAACCAGCCCAAGAAAGCGUCUUCAAGACCUCCCCAGUGUCCCUACAGCCUCCAAGUUCGGGUCCUCUCUGGACACUGCCAGGGGGCCAAGCUGUCGAUGCCUAAAACUUCGAGAGAACAAGACCAUGGGGACGUCCCUCCUCAGGAGUAUCCUCGUGACUUACAAGCUAUCAGGUUUCGUUAUGAGAACAACCCAGAGGCAGAUAUAAUUGCUGAGAUUGGCCUGGAAGAGCUAAAUGAACUGGAGAUGGAGGUCAUGAGAAGCCAGCUGCGUGUGAUCACUAGGCGUCUGUGUGCCCUGGAGGACCAGGGUGCCACCACUCGCCAAAGGGAAGCUCUGUUCUUCACCAUGCUGCUGUCGGCCUGCCUGGUCAACUUGUGGUUGUGGAUGCGCCAGUGA
Molecule: messenger RNA, 615 nt
Organism: Pteropus alecto (black flying fox)
Lineage: Eukaryota; Metazoa; Chordata; Mammalia; Chiroptera; Pteropodidae
Gene: FATE1
Product: fetal and adult testis expressed 1
Exons: 6
Coding region: 1-615 (204 amino acids)
Biological process (GO): negative regulation of apoptotic process; negative regulation of mitochondrial calcium ion concentration
Cellular component (GO): mitochondria-associated endoplasmic reticulum membrane contact site; mitochondrial outer membrane; endoplasmic reticulum
Molecular function (GO): ubiquitin protein ligase binding
Source: RefSeq, a predicted model, not a curated record